AUGUCUACCUACAAUUGUACAUCAGCAAUCCAAGUGAGAUGUCCCAUGUGUCCAUCCGACAUUCCCAUCCACAGUCCCGAAGAACUUUGCGGUCAUAUGGCACAAUGCCAUGAUUUCCGUUCAACGAUGCAGUCGAAAUGCUUCGAAAGCUUUGCUCAUUUCCAAAUUUGGCUCUCAAACAUUGAGGAUUCUCGUUGUGAUGGAGGCUAUUUGGGAUCCAGUCAGGGACCGUGUUAUGAAGAUGAAUACUAUCUUCUCUGCCGACGUCGUCCAUCAGCAACUUCAAAACGUCGUCGAAUGUCCGAUGACUUGGCAAACCAUGAAUUGAACACAACAGUCGCUUGCACUGCAUUUGUUCACGUAUUCGAGACGAUGGAUGGACGUGUUACAGUCAGAUAUUGUUUGGAUCAUUGUGGACAUCCAGUGGAGUCAAACGAUGAACAAAGGAAUCGAGGAGAGCGACAAAGAAUCGGAGGAAGGUCUACUCUGAAGAGGAGUUCACCGUGUGCCACAUACGAAUUCUGUGAUGAAAGUUGUGAUUGUGAGCAAUCGUCCUCUUCGAUGGCUUCUUCUCCUACGUCUUCUGUCGAUUUCGAAGACGAAGACACCUCGAAUAACAACUAUAAACUACCAGAAUCAAUCGAUGCAUACACAGUUUCUAGUCUAAAUGCAAUCAUAAAUCAACGUUUGGAUUCGACUGCCGAUCGUCUCCGUGCUCUUACAAAAGUACUUCAGGAACUCGCAGUUGACAUCAGGAAUUCUGAUUUACAAAUGGUUGUUUGA
Molecule: messenger RNA, 783 nt
Organism: Caenorhabditis remanei
Lineage: Eukaryota; Metazoa; Nematoda; Chromadorea; Rhabditida; Rhabditidae
Exons: 3
Coding region: 1-783 (260 amino acids)
Source: RefSeq, a predicted model, not a curated record